AUGAGUUCGCCUUCCCGUGUCCCGCGGGCAUCGGAAGCAGAAGAGCGGAGAUCUCCAACCACCGACCGCAAGCGAAAGCGAAGCAGCAUGCAAUCCGCUGCAGGCGCAAGCACGACACCCGCCGACCAGAAUCAGAAGCUGCCCGAGCUGCUGGCUGGCCAUCAAAAGUCACCCAUCGAACACCCUUCGCCGUGUGGGAAGCGUCACAAGUUUGCCAGCUCAGCGCCGCCGCCGCCACCUGCACCUCCCCGCGGCAUGUAUAGCUUCACAUCUCGCUCGCCGGCGACGAAUGGAAGUCAUGUUGUGGACUUGACCAAUGGCUCGUCUCCAGCAUCGCCGCACGCACGGAAGAUGCCCAUGAGGCCUGCUGGGCUCAAUCCCCACACCGGAGCAAAGAAGCUGGUGGUUAAGAACCUCAAAACGAACACUAGUUGGGACGGCAAAGCCUACCUGGAGAAGAUCUGGGCACAACUUGAUGAAGCUUUGGCACUCAUCUUCAACGAUAGACAGGAUGGCUUCAGCAAGGAGGACUUGUACCGAGGUGUGGAGAAUGUCUGCAGGCAGGGUGGUGCUUCCACGUUGUUCUCCAGACUGGACGGCAGGUGCAGGGCCCACAUUGAGCGAGAAGUACGUGCAUCGUUGCUGCAAAAGGUGGAAUUGGAGAAUGUCUCUGUUCUCAAGGCUGUGCUCGCAGAAUGGGCACGUUGGUCAGAGCACAUGAGUACAAUAAGGGCCAUCUUCUUCUUCAUGGAUCGUUCAUAUCUUCUAUCGUCGAGCAAGCCGACACUCGACCAGUUCACGCCGCAGCUCUUCCGCGAAACUGUCUUCAAUGAUAGCGCCUUGAAGCUCAAAAUCGUAGAUGGCAUCUGCGAUCUCGUCCUGGCAGAUCGCACAGAGGCCCAAUCUCUCGACAAGGACCUCUUCCGACAGUCUGUCGACAUGCUUCAUGCGCUAUCUACAUACACAUCAUCUUUCGAACCGCAGUUCUUGGGUGUCACUCAGCAAUACGUAUCGGACUGGUCCGAUGAGAUUAUCAGCGAAAAGAGCGUGCCAGAGUACGUCGCGCUGGCUGAGGGCUUCAUCAGCAGGGAGUUGGCACGGUGCGAAGAAUUUGAUCUCGACAGUAGUACGAGGAGAGAACUACUUACCUUGCUUGAGCAUCAUCUUGUUGAGCGAAAGGAGGCCGAUCUAACGGAUCUUGACGCUCUGGGCCCGCUACUCGACAAAGACGCCGUAUCGGAUUUGACCGCUUUAUACUCGCUGUUGAAGCGACGGAGAAUCGGCGGUAAACUUCGACCUGCGUUCGAUAAAUGGGUUGACACUCAAGGCACCAGCAUUGUAUUCUCCAAUCAACCCGAGGAGACAGAAAACAUGGUAGUACAUCUGCUUGCACUCAAGCGUAGACUGGAUAACCUGURGAGAACGGCUUUCCAACGGGACGAAGGCCUUGGUCACGGUAUCAGGGAGAGCUUCGCGACCUUUAUCAACAAGACGAAGAAGGGAGAUGCAACGUGGGGUACCGACAACACCAAAGUUGGUGAGAUGAUUGCCAAAUACGUUGAUCAGCUUUUACGUGGUGGUGCAAAGGCGAUACCUCAGGCUCUCACAGCAAGACGAUCCUCCAGCAUCACAGCGCUUCAGCCAGCCCCUGAGGACGAUAACGAGGAUGGAGAAGUGGACGAGGAUGCGGAGAUCAAUAUUCAAUUGGAUCAGGUCCUGGAUCUUUUCCGUUUCGUACAAGGCAAGGCCAUAUUCGAGGCUUUUUACAAGAAAGAUUUGGCUCGACGAUUACUCAUGGCACGAAGCGCCUCUGCGGACGCUGAGCGUAGCAUGCUCACGCGUCUCAAGACAGAAUGCGGUAGUGGCUUCACACAGAACCUGGAGCAGAUGUUCAAGGAUGUGGAGCUGGCCCGUGAGGAAAUGCAGUCUUAUAAAAAGCGUCUUGAAGAGCGUGGUGGAUAUGAGAAGGGCAAGAAGGUUGAUCUUAGCGUCAACAUUCUGUCAGCGGCAGCAUGGCCAACCUACCCCGAUGUUCCCGUCAUCAUCCCUGCGAAUAUUAAACGCGCCAUAGAUGACUUUGAGCUGCACUACAAGAGCAAACACACURGCCGAAAACUGGACUGGAAACAUGCGCUUGCACACUGCCAAAUGAAAGCUACUUUUAAGAACGGUAGUAAAGAGCUUGUCGUCUCGAGCUUCCAAGCCAUUGUGCUGCUUCUGUUCAAUGGCGUGGGUGACAAUGAUCAGAUCUCAUAUUCGCACAUUCUGUCGGAGACUGGCCUGCCCGAACCUGAAGUCAAACGAACACUUCAAUCGUUGGCCUGCGCCAAGCUCCGACCACUUACCAAGCAUCCCAAGGGGAGAGAGGUCAACGACACCGAYACAUUCUCCAUCAACACCGACUUCCAUCAUGCCAAAUAUCGUGUAAAGAUCAACCAGGUGCAACUCAAGGAGACAAAGGAAGAGAACAAGGAGACACACAUGCGUGUUGCUGAAGAUCGAAACUUUGAAUGCCAGGCUGCGAUUGUACGAAUCAUGAAGAGCCGAAAGACAAUUUCGCAUCAAGAGUUGGUGGCUGAAGUCAUCAAGGCGACUAUGAGUCGCGGUGUGUUGGGCGUUGGGGAUAUCAAGAAGAAUAUUGAUCGACUGAUUGAGAAGGACUACAUGGAGCGAGAGGAUGGUAACAUGUACUCAUACAUGGCAUAG
Ramularia collo-cygni is the source of this 2706-nucleotide messenger RNA. RefSeq names its product related to cullins. The record is from RefSeq and is a predicted model, not a curated record. Lineage: Eukaryota; Fungi; Ascomycota; Dothideomycetes; Mycosphaerellales; Mycosphaerellaceae. Gene Ontology annotation, molecular function: ubiquitin protein ligase binding. Gene Ontology annotation, biological process: DNA damage response; ubiquitin-dependent protein catabolic process; protein ubiquitination. Gene Ontology annotation, cellular component: Cul4-RING E3 ubiquitin ligase complex. Bases 1 to 2706 code for a protein of 901 amino acids. The transcript is spliced from 2 exons.